Molecule: messenger RNA, 2025 nt
Organism: Saccharomyces mikatae IFO 1815
Lineage: Eukaryota; Fungi; Ascomycota; Saccharomycetes; Saccharomycetales; Saccharomycetaceae
Gene: NCL1
Product: tRNA (cytosine-C5-)-methyltransferase
Exons: 1
Coding region: 1-2025 (674 amino acids)
Biological process (GO): tRNA methylation
Cellular component (GO): nucleus; cytoplasm
Molecular function (GO): tRNA binding; tRNA (cytidine-N5)-methyltransferase activity
Source: RefSeq, a predicted model, not a curated record
AUGGCUAGAAGAAAGAAUUUCAGAAAGGGAAACAAAAAGACUUUCGGAGCCCGUGAUGACUCAAGAGCUCAAAAGAACUGGUCAGAACUAGUAAAAGAGAAUGAAAAAUGGGAGAAAUAUUACAAGACUUUAGCUCUCUUUCCAGAAGACCAAUGGGACGAAUUCAAGAAAAUAUGUCAAGCUCCAUUGCCUUUAACUUUUAGGAUUACAGGCUCUAGGAAGCACGCUGGUGAAGUUUUAAAUUUGUUUAAAGAGAGACAUCUACCAAACUUGACUAAUGUUGAAUUUGAAGGUGAAAAAAUCAAGGCCCCUGUAGAACUACCUUGGUAUCCCGACCAUCUUGCUUGGCAAUUGGAUGUCCCUAAGACAGUAAUUAGAAAGAAUGAACAAUUUGCAAAAACUCAAAGAUUUUUAGUUGUGGAGAAUGCAGUUGGUAAUAUUUCAAGACAAGAGGCCGUCUCAAUGAUCCCUCCAAUCGUUCUUGAAGUUAAACCUCAUCAUACUGUUUUGGAUAUGUGCGCUGCUCCUGGUUCCAAAACUGCCCAACUAAUCGAAGCUUUGCACAAGGAUACAGAUGAGCCAUCUGGUUUCGUUGUAGCCAAUGAUGCAGAUGCUAGGAGAUCCCACAUGUUGGUUCACCAAUUGAAAAGAUUGAAUAGUGCUAACUUGAUGGUUGUAAAUCAUGACGCCCAAUUUUUCCCACGUAUCAGAUUACAUGGUAAUUCCAGUAACAAGAAUGACGUUCUAAAAUUUGACAGAAUCCUUUGUGACGUCCCAUGUUCUGGUGAUGGUACUAUGAGAAAAAAUGUAAAUGUUUGGAAAGACUGGAACACACAAGCAGGACUUGGUUUGCAUACUGUUCAAUUGAAUAUAUUAAACAGAGGGUUGCAUCUUUUAAAGAACAACGGCAGAUUAGUUUAUUCAACCUGUUCUUUAAAUCCUAUUGAAAAUGAGGCUGUCGUUGCUGAAGCGCUAAGAAAGUGGGGUGACAAAAUUAGAUUAGUAAAUUGUGACGAUAAACUUCCUGGGCUCAUAAGAUCUAAGGGUGUAUCCAAAUGGCCUGUUUAUGAUAGAAAUUUGACUGAGAAGACCAAGGGGGACGAAGGCACACUGGAAAGUUUCUUCUCGCCAUCCGAAGAGGAAGCAUCUAGAUUCAAUUUACAAAAUUGUAUGAGAGUUUAUCCUCACCAACAAAACACGGGUGGGUUUUUUAUCACUGUUUUUGAAAAAGUUGAGAACAACGCUGGUGCUGCUACAGAGAAAUUGUCUUCAGAAACUCCGGCUUUAGAAUCUGAAGAGCCUCAAACAAAAAAAAUAAAGGUAGAAGAAGUCCAGAAGAAAGAAAGGUUACCACGUGACGCAAACGAAGAACCAUUUGUCUUCGUUGACCCACAGCACGAAGCUUUAAGAGUUUGUUGGGAUUUUUAUGGCAUUGACAAUAUUUUCGAUAGAAACACUUGUCUAGUGCGUAACGCCACUGGUGAACCAACUAGAGUGGUUUACACUGUAUGUCCGGCUUUAAAGGACGUUAUUCAAGCCAAUGACGACAGACUAAAGAUUAUUUAUUCUGGUGUUAAAUUGUUUGUCUCUCAAAGAAGUGAUAUUGAAUGUUCGUGGAGAAUUCAAAGUGAAUCAUUGCCAAUAAUGAAACAUCAUAUGAAAUCCAAUAGAAUUGUUGAAGCUAAUUUAGAAAUGCUAAAACAUCUGUUGAUCGAAUCGUUCCCUAAUUUUGACGAUAUUCGUUCAAAGAACAUUGAUGACGAUUUUGUCGAAAAGAUGACAAAAUUGAGCUCCGGCUGUGCCUUUAUUGAUGUAUCAAGAAACGACCCUGCCAAAGAAAACUUAUUCUUACCUGUGUGGAAGGGUAACAAGUGUAUCAAUUUAAUGGUCUGUAAGGAAGAUACUCAUGAGUUAUUAUAUAGGAUCUUUGGUAUUGAUGCGAAUGUCAAACCAAUUUCAAAACCUGAAGAAAAGGCAGGAACUUCUUCUGAAGUAUCUAGCGAAGCUGCUAGCGUCGCUAAAUGA